AUGUCGAGAGAUCAGAAGUUUCUGGCCAAUGAUAUUCCUAUAAAUGGUGUCACAGUGUUCGCUGACAGAGCUGAAAUACGAAGGGUCUUCGAUGUCACGCUAAUUGAAGGUUUGAACACUGUAGUUGUUGAGGUAAGCCUAAAAACCAAAAAAAAAUUAUAAAAACGUGAGACAUUACUCUAAAACAAUUUUUGCGUCAAGUCUCGCACAUUUUAUUAAAAUUUCGUACUUUGGACAAAUUAAAAACAAAAUUUUGUUUCAUGUGAUAAAGCACUGUUUUUAGAAUGUAUCGCAAUAUGUCGAUAGUGACUCGAUUCGAGUUGAUGGCAAAGGAUCUGCUACGAUUCAUGAAGUCAAAUUCAAGUCUGAAUUCGUGUCAGAAGCCGAGAAAGAUACGCCCAAAGUUAAGGCAUUGACCAAGAAUCUGAAGGAACUGCAGGCCAAACGAGACGAUCUUGAAGAUGAACUGACUUUGAAUAGAAAGAAGUUGCAUAGUUUGGACGACAUAAUAAAAAACGUGGGUUUAUUUAUGUUACGUUGGACUUGCAAGCGCUUGACAUAGUCUUUUUGCUGAGUUUCCUUUAUUUUAGGUAAAACUUUUUAAAUUUUUUAUUUAUUUGCCAGCUUAAAGUUUAUUUUCAGCUAGGCCAAGUGUCACUAACUGGAAAGGACAGCUCAUUGAUCACUUUUAACGAAAGCGUUGAACAAAAUCUGGAGAAUCUCUAUGAAUAUCACGCUAAAAAUACUGUGGAGUUGAACAGUAAGAUACGAACGGUUCAACAAGAUUACAAUCAAGUAGAUGAAGAGAUCAGAAGCCUUGAAACUGAGAUUAGUGGUCUCAAAAUAGCGGAUAAUCAGAAGCGAUCAAUCUAUAUUACUCUCGAGACGUACAUGAAGCAGACGAAUGCCGAAAUAGACUUGACAUACCAAGUAAGAAACGCUAGUUGGACUCCUAGCUAUGAUAUUCGAGUAACCACGUCUAACAACAACAGUCUAAAGUUGUACUACUUUGGGAACAUAAAACAGAAUUGUGGAGAAGAUUGGAAGGAUGUUGAUGUUAUGUUGAGCACUAUUCAACCUCAAUGUGGGACAAAGCUGCCUCAGCUUGGAACGAUGAGUGUUCAGUUUCCAGCUGGAAGUGUAGAUUAUCAAGACCAGAAUGUGAGGAUUGUUUCAAGGAAGAUAGAGGAUAUAAAGUGUUGUCCUAAAACCGAAAACAAUGUGUUAUCUACAACAUUCACUGUGCCACAGAAGAAGACGAUCUAUUCCGAGAACUCCGAGCUUAAAGUCACGAUUGUAGCUCUUGAACUAGACCCGGUAUUACACUUCGACUGUGUACCUCGACGUAACUUUGGAGUCUUUCUGACGGCAAGUGCUAUAAAUACGUCUUCUUAUCCUUUGUUGGCUGGUAUGGCGUCAGUGUAUGUAGACAGUAGUUUCUCUGCCAAGAUCCCGUUACCAUCAGUGUAUUCUGGAGAGAGAUUCGACUGUCCUUUGGGCAUCGACCCUUCAAUCAAAGUACAAUACAGACCUGUUCAGAAGUACCUCCAGAAGUCUGGAAUGCUGAACAACUACACGAUGACAAUGUAUGAACAGAAGGUUACCGUGAAGAACGGUAAAGCUGAAGAGGGUGUUCUUGUCACUUUGAUUGACCAUUUACCAAAGUCUGCUGAUGAAAAGAUUAAGGUUCGUUUUGUAAUGUUUUGUCAAACUGUUUAAAGUUUACGCUAUGUUAUACUAGGCUUUUUUGCUUAUAACUAUUAUAACCCUGUGUUUUUGAAGACGUUAGAUUAAAUUAUGAUAAUUUUAGGUAAAACUGUACGCCCCAGAGAUCAAGCCAGUUCAACCAUACACAGGUAUUGGCACAAACGACGACCUCAAGCAGUUGAAGGCUCCAGAAGCUGGGGCUAGACUGAAUGAUUACCAUAACCUCGAGUGGACGGUAGUGUUGAAUCCAUUGGAGGAAAAAGAAUACUCUAUCAAGUACGGGGUGGAAAUACCACCAGCUGAAGUGGUGGAGUACGUUGAAGAGUAA
Molecule: messenger RNA, 2035 nt
Organism: Bursaphelenchus okinawaensis
Lineage: Eukaryota; Metazoa; Nematoda; Chromadorea; Rhabditida; Aphelenchoididae
Source: the annotation of a GenBank genome assembly